Molecule: messenger RNA, 1403 nt
Organism: Haliotis rubra (blacklip abalone)
Lineage: Eukaryota; Metazoa; Mollusca; Gastropoda; Lepetellida; Haliotidae
Product: glycine receptor subunit alphaZ1-like
Exons: 7
Coding region: 65-1084 (339 amino acids)
Biological process (GO): nervous system process; chloride transmembrane transport; chemical synaptic transmission
Cellular component (GO): membrane; synapse; neuron projection
Molecular function (GO): extracellular ligand-gated monoatomic ion channel activity; transmembrane signaling receptor activity; chloride channel activity
Source: RefSeq, a predicted model, not a curated record
AAAGUAUGAUGCUACGAUUAGACCCGAGGCAGCCGAAGGUAAAGCAACCCAGGUGCUUGUGGAUAUGACCUUGAUCUCCCUGGGACCUGUGAAUGACAUAGAAAUGGAAUUCAGCACCAGUUUUCUCCUCCGUCAGGAGUGGCGAGAUCCUCGCUUAACAUACGACGAUUUCAAUUCAAGUAUUGUCAUCAGCGAGAAGCGCCUGAACUCGCUGUGGGUGCCUGACCUGUACUUCCCCAAUUCUAAGCGAGAAAGCAGACAUGAAAUCACUAUCCCGAAUAUCUUGAUUCGCCUGUCCCCGGACGGAACAAUUCUGUACUCGCAAAGGUUGUCGAUGACGCUGGAGUGUACCAUGAACCUCAUCAACUUCCCCAUGGACAAGCAAACCUGUAAUAUCGACAUGGAAAGUUACAGCUACACGUCCUCCGAUCUCUACUACGAGUUUACGACGGAGCGGCGUGCCGUCGAAAGUCGCCCGGGGGUACAGAUUCCUGACUUCCAGAUCACCGACAUCACUGUGGGGACAUGCCAGAACAAAUACGUUACCGGAGCGUACACAUGUCUCAGGGCUGACGUCAGUAUAAAACGAGAGAUCGGCUUCUACGCCACACAGACCUACAUCCCAAGCGUCCUCAUCGUCGUCCUGUCCUGGGCCUCGUUCUGGAUAGACCACGAGGCAGUUCCCGCCAGAAUCUCCGUGGGGCUCCUUACAGUGCUGACAAUCACCACCCAGAGCUCAGGUGCGCGUGCACAACUUCCCAGGGUCCCCAACGUGAAGGCCAUCGACGUGUGGAUGUUGGCGUGUCUGGCGUUUGUGUUUGCCGCCUACACGGAGUAUGCUGUCGUCACGGUGCUGACCCGGCGUCACAAGAAGGUGCUGAAGAAGGAUGAUUCUAUAUAUAAGAUAAGCAAAGCACCAUCACAAACAGAGGCAAAGAAUGGACAUGGAAAACCGGAAGUGCGCAGUUCCGACUACGCGAAAGACGCCGGCAUUCUAGUCGAUAACAUUUCAAAAUACGGAUUUCCGAUUUCUUUCAUCAUAUUCAACAUCGUAUACUGGGUGUAUUACUUACACCUCGCGUGACUGGAGUCCAAGCAAGAUGACCACCUGUUUGGUACAGUGGAUUAACAGCAAUGACACUGAGGAAACAACACUGUUGUUUUCCGAACAUGCCUCGUUAGAAGCAUGCAGUGAUGUUCAUGUACAUUUUUAAUUUUUCUCUUUUUUAAUAAAUAUAGUAAAUGCUACAUUUAGCAAAAAAAGUAUAAUGUGUCAUGCAUCAGUGUAGAUUAGUCACACCACCAAUGUCACGCCUCUUUUGCCAGGGUUUGCAUCAGCGUGAUGUUGGGGGAAGCGAACGUUAAUGUAAUGCGGGUCUCACGACUUUGUUGAAAACCCACGA